GACCGACCGAGGGAGAUUUGGGGGAUGCUGCCAGUGUUGUCAAGGUACUCGUCGAAGAACAAGAGAGGACAAUGAUACGAACAUGAUCAACGCCGAUGGCUUCUCAAAAUGCGAGGCGACUCUCCAAGAGAGAGGCAGGAGGAGGCCACCCGCAGAGAUGCUCCAUCUGCUGUCAGCUGUCAUUGUUUGGCUGGUGACGGGCACCACCAUAUCCAGCCUCAACAAAUGGAUAUUUGCCGUUUACAACUUCAGGUACCCUCUGCUACUAUCAGCACUGCACAUGCUGACCGCUAUAGUGGUGGACUAUGGGCUGAUCAAACUGCGGGUGAUCCGCCACAGAGGGGCUGGAGAGCAGGACCUGACACCUAGCGCAAAAUAUAAGGUGUUCCUGUUGAGUCUGACAUUUUGUGCCAGCAUCGCCUUUGGGAACAUGGGUCUGAACUAUGUCCAGCUGUCAUUUGCACAAAUGAUCUAUACCACCACCCCACUCUUUACUCUGGCCAUUUCCACGCUUAUCCUGGGCAAGCAGCAUCACAUCCUCAAAUACACAGCCAUGAUGCCCAUCUGUCUGGGAGCCUCCUUCAGCAUCAUGGGAGAGGUCCAGUUCGAUCAGACCGGCUGCUUCUUUGUGUUUGCUGCAACCAUGUUGAGGGGUGUAAAGUCCAUUCAGCAGAGCAUCUUACUUCAGGAGGAGAAAAUCAACUCGGUGUUCCUGCUCUACCUGAUGUCCAUUCCUAGCUUCUGCAUCUUGACUGUCGCAGCUUUGGCCUUAGAAAACUGGGCUAUGCUGGAGUCACCGCUGCAUUACGACCGCCACCUGUGGGUCUUCAUCUUGCUCAGCUGUCUGGGGUCAGUCAUGUACAACUUGGCCAGCUGCUGCGUCAUCACGCUCACCUCGGCCGUUACUCUGCAUAUCCUCGGCAACCUGAGCGUGGUGGGAAACCUGCUUUUGUCUCAGCUGCUUUUCGGCAGUGAACUCUCCGCCCUCAGCUGUGCGGGUGCGGUGUUGACAUUGUCUGGCAUGCUCAUCUAUCAGAACUCAGAGUUCAUUGUCAGCUUCCUGGACGCACGCAGGGCCAAAGCUAAAGGGUCUGGACAGGUGGAUUUUGACACUCCAUGUGGAGAGGAUUCGGACAAAACUUGUGCAUCUGAACCGCCAUAUCAUCAGCAGAGAACAGAUGGCAAACAGGAAGAUAAGAUAGACUGAAAUAUAAGGAUGAAGGAGAGAAUAAAUGUAGAUGGGAAAAAAUGCUAAAAAUCCUGGCUGUAGUUCUGUCUGUGUGUCAUUAAGUGGUCAAGAGCAGCAGAGGGGGAGUGACCUUAUAAGACCAUGGUCACUGACGAUGUGACAAAUCUUUUUUUUUUGUUUGUUUUAUUUUUUUUUUUAACUUCCUCACUGUGCCAAUUUAUUUCUCCUCUGGUCACACAGAACUGAGGACUUCAGAGAGGAAAAGGUUGCCUUUACUUAUCAUGGUGAUGGUUAAAUUCUCUCCUUCGUCUGUAAAUCACUCAUACAUAGCCUAUACCGUUAUAUGCAUGCAUGAGCACACUAAACUGUUUGAUACCUCAUGAGGUAUUUACACUGUCACUCGUACUACUCCACUGUGAAAAUGUUCUCAUUUGUAGAGGGCUCUAAUCGAUGUUUUGGGUGGCUGUCGUGGACUUUGUCGGCUGCAGAGGGGGGGCGAGGCUUGGAGAGCACUCUGCUUCAAAUUUGAAAGAGCACUAUUUGUAUUAAAAUUAUAUGGUACUGUUACCUGACAUUCACCUGGCCCUGUCAUGGUAAGGUACUGGAUUUUUGGCAGCUUAUUUUUUCUUUGUUGGUAUGUAAAGCAGGAAGCUUGUUAAGUAAGGACACUGCAGUUGUUGUUAUUGUUGUAGGGCUGAAACCUUUGUUAAGAGGCAAAAGUUACAAUGAUGGACAAAGCCAACAUUUCUGUGCAAUGAGACGCCUCUUUUCCUCUACUGAAGCACAUUUUAAUAAGAGGCCUGAGCUCUUUGUUUCAUCCUCCCCUAUGAACCUCGAUGUGGCUUCCCACUUAAGGCCUAGAUUUUGUUCUCAUACCAGCUUGAGAGGAUGGUCUCUCUGUAGAAUUAGUCCAAUUAUUUCCAUCUUUUACAGCAGUACGCUCACUGCAGCGUACCUCGAUAAUUAGGUUCACAAGUUCUCUAAGGAGUGUCACUCAGCUUUAGCUGUCUUUUCCCUAUGGAAGAUGAGCAAAAUGAAGACUGAGUUGUCCUUUAAGGUUACAUCUUAAAUCCCAACCAAUGUGGUUUUCAUUUUUCCCUUUUUGUGGGUGAGAUUUUUAUAAAGUUGGUUAAGCAGCACAUCUUAUAAAAAACGGACCUCUGCUGGACAGUGUUAUGUUUUCUCUCAGUAUUUGUCAGUAUGCUUUUACUUUGUGACGAAACAUAUUUUAUCCCCCUUUUAAUAUUUAUGUGGAAGAGAAUAUUUAUUUUUGAAAGGCAAUAGCAAUCAUUGGCUUUGUAAUGCUGUAGACUUUGGUCCUCAAGUGUCUUGCACAUGCAUACAUGUAAUAUUCAACAGCACUAGUCUUUCCUGUACCUCUCUCUGUAGAGAAGAGUCAGGCAUGCUAAGCAGAGGACUGCAUGUCACUGCUCCUUCUGAAAGCAUCUUAAAUGAUUGGAGAUGUCUGUUACACUUCCUACAAUGUUUACUUUGAAAGCUCUUUUAGUGACACCGUGUUGUAAUACUGGUUCUGUCAGACCAGAUAUGAUCAAUGCUCACUUGCAGUUUGACCUCACACGACACAACAACAAAGCCAUGCAACAAGAUUUUUUUUUUUUUAUAACACCUGUCAUAUCUUCUGCACAUUUUGCCAUAAGAAUAACUGCAAGCAGAACUGUAUAUUUAAAGAUUUUAUUUGAUAUGUCACAGAUGGGUGCCAUUUAGAAAAUUACAUUGUCCUGAGCAUCAUUUCAUAUUGAGAAUUAAUAUAUGAACCUAAAACUUUUUGUAAAUCCCCAGUUAGUUGAAACUAGUGCAAGAAAGAUAUGAAAUGGUUUUAUUUUGCUAUUUGAUAAUUUGCUUUGUUGGUUUAAUAUUUCAAACUGACCUCAGUUACAUGUUUAAAGAAUAUGUACAGCAGAUCAUUUCACUGGUUUUUCAUUAUGGAAUACCUCAACUGUUAAAUAGAGCUUAUAAUGCCCCUGUGUUCAUUGAUAAUUAAUUAUUGGACUGAGAUCAAGCAGCUUUUCAAAAACCACACUAAAACUGCUGCAUGCGAAUGACUGAUUUUAUCGUUUCAGUUGAGUAAUCUGUAACAGAUGUCAACAUAUUUUAGGAUACAAAUGUUAUGGUCAUAACGGCCUCAGCGGGUCAUUUUUUAGUUUUAUACUCGCAUAAACUCUCACAGUCUUGUGUCAGUUUGGCAGGUUGGGCUGCUUGUUCUCAUGGAUAUCAUGUUGAGUAUAUUAUGGGUGUGGCAAAGCAACAGUUGCACUGACAAAGGUACGAAGACGCUGCCUUCAAGCCUACGGUUCCUGUGUACAUACUGGUUUUGAUUGUUUGCAAAGCUAGUUGGAUGUAAAUAGUUAUUUUAUUAUAUUUAUGUAUUUUAUAGUCAUAUACGGCUGGUUUAAACUAUACUGGUUUAAGAAUGAAACAUUUGCCUCAUGCCUUAUUGGGACACACUGUAGAAGCGAAAGAAGUGAUUUGGUUUGUCAUUUUUGUCAAAUUGUUUGGUAAUACUUUGAAUGCCAACAGCAGCCAUAUAGGUGCUUCUGUUUAGAGGCAAAGGUAUGGACAAUUCAUAUAUACAUAAUCUGCAAUUGCUUAAAAAGAAUUAAACUGACUGGUACAAUAAAAAAUAACAAAACCAA
This is a messenger RNA of Seriola dumerili (greater amberjack), 3843 nucleotides long. It is a transcript of the gene slc35e4, whose product is annotated as solute carrier family 35 member E4. The transcript is spliced from 3 exons. Gene Ontology annotation, molecular function: antiporter activity. Bases 83 to 1207 code for a protein of 374 amino acids. The record is from RefSeq and is a predicted model, not a curated record. Gene Ontology annotation, cellular component: Golgi apparatus. NCBI's taxonomy places the organism in Eukaryota, Metazoa, Chordata, Actinopteri, Carangiformes, Carangidae.